Molecule: messenger RNA, 1053 nt
Organism: Macrosiphum euphorbiae (potato aphid)
Lineage: Eukaryota; Metazoa; Arthropoda; Insecta; Hemiptera; Aphididae
Source: the annotation of a GenBank genome assembly
AUGUUUAAGUUACAAUACAUGAGGUUGCGAUCGCGGUACAUGCUUUUCUGCUUUAUCGCAGUCUUUUCAUUUAGCGUUUUGUUCUUAAUGUUUCAAAACAGUCUGAGCCGCCCGGCCAUCGAGACCUUGGUCACUGAAACGCACAAGCAAAUUAACAACUUCAAAAACUUCAAAGACAAUUUGAAGGUAGCCGAGCAAAAGGAAUUGGUGGUUAAUGAAGACUAUCUGUACGCAUUGGGUUUUGUAGCGAAACCGGCCAUUUACCCAGAAUCUUGGAAGAACACUACUCUACCCAUUGUAGUCACAUACGUGUUGGAAGAUGAACACAGCCAAGCUAUUGGACUCGUGAUAUGUGUGACCAAGUACUUGCCUGACCGUGCAAUACUUAUGCAAUUAUUUUGUAAUAACAACACUCGGUGUACAAUUAUCGAUUUUGAUCUAUCAAAAUUUCCAUCUCAUGUAAGCCGUACACAUAUCAAAGCUUAUCGACCUCUUGUGUUACAGGACGCAUUGAAUCGUGCUGGUGCCGUGAUGUUUCUUGAUCCAAAUGUUCGGAUAAUAUCUCCAAAUGUUUCAAAACUUUUCACGCUCUACAGCAACAAAUCUAUUGUCGGCUGGGAGACAAGAAUGGCCACAACAACGCUCACACACCCAAAAAUGUUUGAUUACUUUCGAACACCUGCAGACAAUUUUUUCUUCCUUCCCCUAGUCCUAGUCAACAAACUGAUUGUGUACAACACUCUUGACAUGCAUCAAGACAUCAUGUUGCCGUGGAUUCAAUGUGCCCUCAUCAGUGAAUGCAUAUCACCCAUAGGGGCGCAGACUAAAGGGUGUAGAUACAACAAGAAACCACAGUACAGAUAUUCAAGUUGUCAUGGGUAUGAUGUGUCAGCAUUCAACAUUGUGUUAGGUAUACACUAUCAGUUCGAUAGUACACCUUAUGUCAUCAAAGAAAAUGAAGAUGAUUUUUUCACUCAAGUUUCCACGAGUGAGGCUCAAAAAGAUCUACAAAACUGGAUUUUGAACAUAACAGAUACGCCAGCAGUGACGUAA